CGACUACAAUUGCAACAACUCGAAGAAAUUGACUCCUCCAAACCCAGUCCAAUACAUCGCCAGGAGCCUGUCUUACUGAACUUUUCUUUUCUCAUCAACGAAACUAAUCAACUCUAAUCCUUCGACCUCUGUCACUUUGCAUUUACGGCUGUGAAGGAUCGUCACUCAUUUAACAACAUCGUCGGCACUCACCUGGAGAAUCAACACCUUCUUCUCUUUGGGCUUCUGGUCUUGGUCAACUUACCCCAUACAAAGCUCGCUUCACUCGAGCACACCACCCAGGGCCUGUCUUGCUUUGGCCUGUACCGGUGUAGAUACGCCUUGAACCCGUUCUACACAAAACACACAGCAACCACUCACCGCCCCCGUGGGCACCCAUCAACAAACACCAUGGCCUCCCUCCCCGCCGACGACAUCUACAGCGGCAUCAGCCAAUCCCUCAACUCCACCCACGCCACCCUCGUCCUCCCCAUCCCCACCCCCGACCGCGACCACCUCGAGAACCAACUCCUCUUUUUGUUUGACAACUACGGCCAACUCCUCAACGUAACCACCGCCGACAUCGACCAGCUCAACGGCAUGCUGAUUUCCUCGGCAAUCAACUACGCCACCCAGAUCGGCGCCACCUUCAUCAUGCUAGCCAUCAUGCUGCUCAUGACCCCCCGGCGCCGCUUCAAACGGCUGCCCACCAUCAUCAGCCUGCUGGCGCUCUUGCUCAACCUGAUCCGCGUUGUUUUGCUUGCGCUUUUCUAUCCCAGCCACUGGACCGAUUUCUAUGUUCUGUACUCAGGCGACUGGCAGUUCGUUCCCGCAAGCGACAUGCAAAUCAGCGUAGCGGCCACGGUGCUCAGCAUCCCCGUGACUGCACUCCUCUUGUCGGCGCUGAUGGUGCAAGCAUGGAGCAUGAUGCAACUCUGGACUCCCCUCUGGCGGGCCCUCGUCGUUUUGGUCUCUGGUCUUUUGUCUCUGGCAACCGUCGCUAUGUCCUUCGUCAACUGCAUCUUCCAGGCCAAAAACAUCCUCUACGCGGACCCGUUCCCCGAUAGGUGGGUGCGGAAGCUGUACCUCGCGCUGACGACGGGGUCUAUUUCGUGGUUCACUUUUCUGUUCAUGAUCAGGUUGGUCAUGCACAUGUGGACGAACAGGAGUAUCUUGCCGUCGAUGAAGGGGUUGAAGGCUAUGGACGUGUUGAUCAUCACCAACUCUAUCCUGAUGCUGAUCCCCGUCUUGUUUGCCGGGCUGGAGUUCCUCGAUUCAGCGAGCGGGUUCGAGAGCGGUUCGCUCACCCAGACUUCUGUUGUUAUCGUCUUACCGCUAGGCACGCUCGUCGCGCAACGGAUUGCUACGAGGGGAUACAUGCCUGACUCUUUAGAGGGUUCAGGACCUAACAGCAUGCCGCUCAGCGAUUUGAGUCUUACGGGCGGCGGCGGCGGCGGCGGCGGCGGUGGUCACAAAGACAAAGGAAACGGAGGCGGCAAUGGCAUCAUCCCUCCCACCAACACAGCCAACUUCUCCUCCAUCGCCAGCGGCGUCAGCUGUGGCAUUGGCAUUGGCAGCUUGCCCAAGUCCAAGCGCAUGACGUCCAGCUCGGCGUCCUCCAGCCAACGACCUCUCCUCACGACGACUUGCUCAACCAUCUCCUCCACCAACAACGACUCCUCGGGCUUUCCUAGCCCUAGCAUCCACAACACCACGCAGUACCAGUACGCGAUGAACAUGAAUAUGAACAUGCCCAACUUCCCUCCCGUUCCCUACCCCGGGUACAACAGUCGUAACACGGGCGUUACUUCGCACAUUGCCAGCGACGGACACCGAGCCAUGAACAGACAUCCGAGCGUCGACCACUUUGAUCGCGAACUGGCGAGGAUAGAUGACGAAGACGAUAUGGAUAACAACGAUGGUUACCCCUUUGCGUCAUCGGAAAAGGGAGUCAUGGAUGAUGAUGUGGAGAAUCAGAGGGGGAGAACUAUGCCCCCGCCGCAUGGGGGAGUGAGAGUUGAAAGGACUAUUGAGACUAGAAGUGAGAAGAGGAUGCCGUCGCCGAUUCCGAAUCCGCACUUGAAUCCGUUGGGGGUACACACGAAGCCGAGGUCUUUUGAGUAGGGCUGGGAUCCGGCGGUGCUCAUGUCGAUGGUGAUUGGUGGUGCUGGUGAGUCUGGUGAGAGAGUGGAUGGGGGAGAUGAGGAGAAGGGGGAAGAGAAGAAGGAGACGGAGGUGGUAAUGAAGUUUUGAGGUCGAGGUACUGAAUGAGAAAAGAGAGAUGAUUAACAGUGGAGGUGAUACCCUAAUAUGCAGUGAGCCCUCGGAGAUGUGAGAUUCUUUUGGUUGUAUUAUUAAACAGGGGAGACGACGAGGCGU
Molecule: messenger RNA, 2358 nt
Organism: Neurospora tetraspora
Lineage: Eukaryota; Fungi; Ascomycota; Sordariomycetes; Sordariales; Sordariaceae
Product: pheromone receptor 2
Exons: 2
Coding region: 391-2103 (570 amino acids)
Biological process (GO): G protein-coupled receptor signaling pathway
Cellular component (GO): membrane; G protein-coupled receptor homodimeric complex
Molecular function (GO): mating-type factor pheromone receptor activity; pheromone binding
Source: RefSeq, a predicted model, not a curated record